Molecule: messenger RNA, 5007 nt
Organism: Symbiodinium sp. CCMP2456
Lineage: Eukaryota; Dinophyceae; Suessiales; Symbiodiniaceae
Source: the annotation of a GenBank genome assembly
AUGGUCCGCGAUCGUCGUCACCAGACAUCGCAGUGGCAAAGGACUCUGCACUCCAUCACCGAGCCCCUCUGGGAGAAUUGUCGACCGUCCGCGGGCAGCGUCGUCUUGGGUAUCAGUGCAUGCAGUAGGGAGAGACAGUGGCAGAGGGCACUGUCUAUCUUGGAGGUUCCGGAAGCAGCCGGUGCGAAUGUGAGGAUCGUGAGUGCUAGUAUUAGCGCUUGCGAGAGAGGCGGAAGAUGGGAGUUGGCACUUUCACUGCUCACAUCAGCCGGUUGCGUUGCGAACACCAUCAGCUUCAAUGCGGCGAUCGCCGCAUGCAAUAGGGGGGUCGGACAGUGGCUGCGAUCCCUCGAAAUAGCUUCGGAGAUUUGCACCAGAAGUCUCGUGGCAGACGUCAUCACGUAUAAUGCGUGCAUCACUGCAUGCGCCUCAGGGAAAGCAUGGUCCUUGGCUUUGCAGAUGCUUUGGGGGAUGUCGGCAGUCAAACUUCAAGCCAAUGUGGUCACUUGCAAUGCUAGCAUCAGUGCAUGUGCGGGGGUGGGGUGGGGAUGGUCACUGGAGCUGCUGGCCAGUAUGCAGGGAGCGCAUGUGAAGGCGGAUGUUAUCAGCUUCAGUACUACCAUCAGCAUCUGUGAGAAGCAAAGCCAGUGGCAGGUUGCAGGGCAGCUUUUCACAGAGAUGCUGGGAAGAGACAUACGAGCUGACGCCGUCGUUUUCAGCAGCUGUAUCAGUGCACACGUGCGUGGUGAGCAGUGGUCUUUGGCGCUAGAUCUCUUGGGCCAGAUGCGGCGAUGUAGAGUGCGCGCGGAUGUCGUCGCCCUGAGUGCAGGCAUCACCGCUUAUGGUAAGGGUGGGCACUGGCAGGCAGCCAUUGAUCUGCUGUUGAGCUUCGGAGGUCAUGUCGAUGUGGUGUGCUACAAUGUCGUUUUAGGAGCUUGUGACAGAGCCGGGCAGUGGGAAGUCGCAUUGCAGCUGCUUCGGACGAUGCCCAGAGCCAGAGUGCAGGCGGACGUGAAGAGUUUCGGCUCUUCCAUCAGCGCCUGCAAAACGUUCGCAUGGCAGGUGGCUCUGCAGAUUCUGUCGAUGAUGGCUUUGGCGACUGUUGUGGCGAGUAGAAUCGCUCACAACGCUUGUAUCAGUGCAUGUGCUGCUGCGGGAAGGUGGCAAAUCGCAGGGGCACUGCUGGAGGAGAUGUUGGUACUUAGGCUUGGUGUAGAUGGAAUCAGCUUCAAUGCCCUCAUCCAUGCGUGCCAGCAAAGCGGCAGAUGGGCCCUGGCCUUGCACAUCCUUUUCGACGUCUUCGCAAGUGCUGCUGUAUCUCCGGAUGUGAUCAGCCUGAAUGCCGCCAUCGGGGCAUGCAGCCAAAGUGGGCAGUGGCAGAGAGCGGUAUGGCUUCUAUGGGAGCUCCCAACCGAUCCUCUGCAGAGGGAUAGCAUGAGUUUCAGCGCCGGCAUCACUGCCUGCGACCUCGCCGGUCGUUGGGAGAUGGGUGUUCUGCUCUUCUCCCUGAUGACCUGCGAAAGAAUUUUGCCGGACGUCCUGGCCUUCAACGCCGUUACUGUUCUGAGCUCCGUUGCACGCGUUGGGCAGUGGGAGCCAGUGCUCAUGUUGCUUCAGGACAUAUCUCUUCAGCGAGUGGAGAUGCGUUCUGUGGAAGUCACCCCGGACGCCUUCAGCCGCAGCGCCGCCAUCAGCGCUUGCGCCGCGGGUGGUCGCUGGGAAAUUGCUCUCAAAGAGUGGAAAUCUGUUCUUAUGUCUGGUUGCUUUUCUAUGGCUCCUGCACUAGAGGCCUUCUCGGCAGCGAUGUCCGCGCUUCAACGAGCGGGGCUCUGGCAGCGGGUCCUCGAGCUGCUCGCGGAUCUGCCCAGCAGGAACCUGGAGGCAGAUUCGAUCAGCUUCAAUGUGGCCAUCAGUGCCUGCGAGGGCGCAGGGAUGUGGCAGGGGGCAUUGGAGCUGCUCUCGAAGAUGUCUCGCGCUGAGCUGCAGCGAAAUGAGAUCACCUGGAAUGCGGCCGUGCGUGCGUUGCAGCAAGGUACGCAAUGGCAGCUGGCACUGGACCUCUUGGCCCAGGCUACGCCUAAGGGGAAGAAAGGCGUGGCAGAUGCAGAAGAGAUUGGUGCAGCGGGCAAACUUCGAUUCUGGGAGAACGGGCUCCAUUUGCUGUCUGCGAUGCCGCCUCGCAUUGUUCGACCUGAUGUUGUCAGCUAUGGCAGCGGUGUCAGUUGCUGCGAGAGGGCCGGAUGUUGGGCGAAGGCUGUACAGCUGCUUGCGGCGAUGUCUUCUGCAGAUGUGUUGCCAAACGCCGUCUGCUUCAACACUUGCAUCACGGCCUGUUGCAGAGGCGGCCGGUGGCAGACGGGACUCAAUCUCUUCUUCCAGAUGCAUCCAGCAGAAGUUUCGCCAACCGUCUUCAGCUACACUGCAGGACUGGGCACCCUUGAAGAAGCUGGUGGGUGGGGGAUGGCACUUCAGCUUCUUUCAGACAUGCCGAGCUCAAGAGUCGAGCUUAGCACAAUCAGUUUCAAUGCGGGCAUCAGUGCCUGCGAGAAAGAGAGCUGGAGAUGUUCCGCCUCCCUGCUUUCAAGGAUGCAGGAGGCGGCGGUCUCUGCAUCCACGAUCAGUUUUAAUUCAGUGGUUUCAGCUUUGCAGCGGCAUGAGGAAUCUGGAAGCAGAUGGCAGAUGGCUGUGCAUGUGUUUUCUAAGCUGCAUACUGGUCGGCUUGCAGCUAGCGCUGUCAGCUACAAUUCUACGAUCAGUGUCUGUGAGAAAGACGGCAGUUGGCAAGUGGCCCUGGAGCUGUUGGCCGGCAUGCCGUCUGCAGCCGUGCUGCCAGACGUCAUCACUUUCACUUCCUGCAUCAGCGCCUGUCAGAAAGGCGGUCUGUGGGAGUUGGCUUUGCAGCUUUUGGCCACGAUGGAGGGGGCCACGGUGUGCCCGGAUGUUUUCACAUUCAGUGCUGCGAUCAGUGCUUGUGAAAGUGGCGGCGAAUGGCAGGCAGCAAUGCAGCUAUUGUCACGACUCCUCCAAAGCAGAGAGCGAGCCGAUGUGGUGUGCUGCAGCGCUGUGGCGAGUGCCUGCGAGAAGGGCUCCCAGUGGCAGAUGGCCUUCCAACUGCUUCGGGACCUCCCACUUGCCGCAGUCAGGGCCAACGGAAUCACCUACAAUUCGGUGCUCAGUGCGCUGGAAAAGCAUGGAAAGUGGCAGCUGGCCUCGUGCUUGCUCUCAGAGAUGUCGAUGUUGGGCGUAGAGAGGACAUCCAUCAGCUUCAACGCCGGUGUCAGCGCUUGUGAGAAGGGCGGAGCAUGGCAAAAAGCAUUGCAGCUCCUCUUGGAGCUGUCGUUCACACGACUGAGAGUUAGCGCUGUGAGUAUCGCUGCUGGGAUGAGCGCUUCCGUGCAGAAGUCGCAGUGGCCUGUGGCGCUGCGUUUGUUCUUCGACAUGCUCCAGGACAGCAUAGCUGCCGACACUGUCGUCUACGAGUUGGCUGUUCUCGCCUGUGCAGACGGAGGGAAGAGAACGAAGAUCUGCAACAAGGCCAUCCGCAGCUCUGGCAAGGAACGCUGGAGCUGUGGGCUUGACUUCCUGCGGAUGAUGCCUCCCGGCAGGCUAAGACCAGAUGUGAUCAGCUACAGCUCUGCUAUGACGGUCUGCGAGAAAGCCAGUCGCUGGCAGAAGGCAGUGCUGCAGCUUUCGAGCAUGUCAGCCCGUGGACUUGAGCCUAACAUCGUUACCUACAGUUCUGCAAUCACCGCCUACGAGAGAGCUGAGAAGUGGCGGGCAGCCCACCACUUUCUCGUGUCGUUGCCCAUGACCGACGUUCGUGCCAAUGUCGUCAGCUUCAACGCGGCCCUCAGUGCCUUCGAGGUGGGUGCGGAGUGGCAGAAGGCUCUACUACUUCUGCACCGGAUGCCGAAUGUGCGCAUGGCUAUGGAUGUGAUAAGCAUUGGCUCGGCUAUCAGUGCAUGUGACUCGGGCGAGUCUUGGGAGAUGGCCUCUCAGCUGCUUUCAGGCAUGGCGCAGGCACAUCUGACACCCAAUGCGAUCAGUUGUAAUGUGGCCAUCAGCGCCUGUGGGAAAGGAGGACAAUGGGAGCAGGCGCUGGAGGUGCUGUCCUGCCUGCAGGAGGCUAAGCUUGCCGAUGUGGUGGGCUUCAAUGCCACCAUCAGUGCCUGCGAAAGAUCGGGUAGCUGGGAGGAGGCCCUUCAGGUUUUGCUUGAGAUGCCAGAAGCUCGUGUUGAUCCAGAUGUUAUAAGCUAUAACUCUGCCAUCAGCGCUCUGGAGCACGGAUCGCAACACCACGUGGCAUUAGAGAUUCUCACGCAGAUGCCUUCGGCAAGUGUCCUUCCAGAUGUCAUCAGUUACAAUGCCACGAUCGAUGCCUGCGCAGGCAGCGGAGACUGGCAGCAGGUGUUGGAGCUGAUUCGAGACAUGUCCGAGGGAAGCGUUCCGGCAGACGUUAUCACCUUCAAUGCAGCUUUGAGUGCCGUUGAGAAGGGAGGGCCAUGGUCGAUGGCUCUGCAGUUCUUUUCAGACAUGGCUGCGGCGCGAGUUUCAAAGAACGUGAUCAGCUUUAACUCCUGUAUCAGUGCCUGUGACAAAGGGGGCCAGUGGCAACUGGCCUUUGAGCUGAUGUCGCAGAUGCAGGCGGCACGGGUCAGAGCAGACGUCAUCAGCUACAGCUCCGUGAUCAGCUGCUGCGAGGCGUCGGGUCUUUGGCGGUCUGGUCUCCGACUUCUUUCCGAGAUGUUGCAGAAGAAGGUCGGCGCAAACCGAAUCAGCUUCAAUGCAGCUGCAAGUGCCUGUGAGAAAGCUUCGCGAUGGCAGAUGUCCAUCAAGCUGCUCUCAGGCAUGCGGGAGACGGUCAUCACACCGAAUGCUGUUAGCUUCUGCACCGCCAUCAGCGCUUGUGCCCGGGAUGCCGCGUGGCAGAUGGCAGUGCAUCUCCUCAAGAGGAUGGCGAGAGCAGAGGUUCUGGCGAACGUCAUCACUUUCAUCGCUGCAGCCAAG